AUGGCAAAGGUGAACGAUCUUAUAAAUAAUGUCAGUAAUUUAAAGGAUCACCCAGAGGUUGCCUUUCCUUUGUCAAGUCAGAUCAAAGCUUCUGGAAGACCUAAGCACAGUGAAAUUAGAAAAAUCUUAAAAGAAGGACUUAUAGAUGUAAUGAAUGAACUCUUAGAGGAGAAACCUCUUAAAAAAACCAUUAAAAAUAUCAAAAAAGAAACCCAAUUCGCUGAAAACAAGAGCCUCUCGAAGAAGCUGACAAAUAUUCUUCUGGAAUUAAAGGGCCUAACCACCUCCCAGAUGACUACUGAUCAAAUCGACCAAGCCGCCAUUUCGUUGACAUUUAACCCCAAGUCCGAUGGUUGGUGCGGUUUUCGUGUAUUUGCACACCUGAAAGAGGGCGGAGAGGAUCAGUUCCCUUUGGUGACGAAGAAAAUGUUGGUCACGAUGGCAACCCACAGUGAGCUCUAUGAGCAAAACCUUGGAAUGGAUAUUGCUGAGGUAACAAAGGUCAUUCCAUUUGGCUCUGACAUUGACCCAGCCAUUGGUAAAAACAUCCCCUCCUGUCCUUCCUCCAUGUGGUUCUCUGCGCCAGACUGUGCUCAAAUAAUAGCUGAAACCUAUAACGAGCUUGUUUUUGUGUACUCGGACGAUCGGAGCGUCUUGUCCAUAACUUUCUUUCCCCUCCAUGAUCAGAAGCCUCUCAAAAGAAAGCCAUUGCCGAUGGUCUUGCACCAUGUAUAUGGGUGCCACUGGACAACAAUCAAAGUAAAACCUCAUGUACAUCGGUCCUUGUCCGAGAUAGUGUCGUUAAAUGUUCUGAACUAUUGCUCCCAAAAAAAAAAGAAAUAA
This is a messenger RNA of Phycomyces blakesleeanus NRRL 1555(-), 843 nucleotides long. RefSeq lists its product as hypothetical. NCBI's taxonomy places the organism in Eukaryota, Fungi, Mucoromycota, Mucoromycetes, Mucorales, Phycomycetaceae. The record is from RefSeq and is a predicted model, not a curated record. The coding region runs from base 1 to 843 and encodes 280 amino acids. The transcript has 6 exons.